AUGCGGAGCAUUCUUUUCGUCCUCCUUUUGGCCCCGGCGGCUGUUCUUUCGAUUGACAUAAUUGUCGGCAAACCUACAACCGGAAACCAGUGCUGCAACAAGGGUACCCCAGACGAAAGCGAUACUUGCGGAAAGCAGGGCCUGAACUCCUAUUGUUGUUGCCAUAAAAGAAACGAUGAAAAAGGCGGGUGCCAAGGCCCCGAAGGGAUAGAAGGCUACCCGGACGGACGCACAGUUUUGUCCUUUGCGACGGGCGGAUGCCACACGGUAAAUUCCGUGGGCGAUAAUUUGAUUGGAUUUAUCGGCUGCGCGAAAUGA
Messenger RNA from Pyricularia pennisetigena, 318 nucleotides. RefSeq lists its product as uncharacterized. NCBI's taxonomy places the organism in Eukaryota, Fungi, Ascomycota, Sordariomycetes, Magnaporthales, Pyriculariaceae. The record is from RefSeq and is a predicted model, not a curated record. The transcript is spliced from 2 exons. Bases 1 to 318 code for a protein of 105 amino acids.